GAAUCUUUCAAACGAUCAUCAUCAGAAAAGUGUAUACGAGGAAGGCAAAGUAAACCAAGACUCGUUUUUAUACCAAAUUUGCCGAGCUUAUUUCUUAAGUAACCAACUAGAGUUUCAUACUGACUAAUUAAGAUUACGUGCCAUCUGACCUUGGGCCGCCUUUACCACUUUGUUACAACUUUUAAAAGCCGGCAGUUGUGCAGCGAUGUCAUUGACCUUUAGUAUAUACGCAAACACACCAACACAGAAAUCAGCAGUUAGUCCAACCGCUUUACCGGUACACUUUUUGCUAUUUAUGCUAACAAGUUUAUUGAUCUGCGCUUUCGGUUCAGCAGCGGCACAAACCGCUACAACUACGAUGGGCGAUCAAUAUCAGAUGGUUGAGUAUUUGAAUACACAAGCGAUAUUAACGGACACACUCCGGCGGUAUAUCGAAGCACUGCAGCAGAAAGUCGGCGUUAUAAAGAGCAAAACCGUUGAAAUCAAAGCCAUCAAUGAUGUUGCCGCCGCUGACAUGCACAAAUAUGUAAGUAAUCCCCUGAAUGCGUUGACCAUUCUGAAGCGCUUCACAUCCGACUGGCAGAUGCUACGGCAAUAUGCUUACAAUAUUGACAGCACAACAGAAAUCGUUGAAAAUCUGACGAUUACCAGGAAGUCGUUGAAAUUCCCAAGCGAAAGUGAUUUCGAUGAGGCAGCCCUUAAUCUGCUGCGAAUACAGGGCGUCUACCAACUCGAGCCAGAGCGUUUGGCUGUGGGGGAAGUGAACGGUAUAAAGCUGGGCUCAGCCAUGUCUUGGAACGACUGUCUGGAAAUCGGUCGUAAAUCAGUGCAAAAUGGCGAUUUUAUUAUUGCGAAAUUUUGGAUGGAAGUGGCACUGGAGAAGUUACCUACUGUAGCUGGCGCGCAAAUGGCGGCGGCAAAUGCCACAGAAGAGAUGGCCUCAGCCGAAAGGGGUAGUGCGGAGGUGAAGAAUGCGCGCUUGGAGAUUAUGGAAGCACUGGCUAUAACGGAGUUCAAUAUGGGUAACUUAGCUGUCGCACUCAAUAUCAUCAACACACUUUUGAAAAAACAUCCAAGACAUAAAAACUUGCUUAAAGCCAAGGCACGAGUGGAAAAAAAAUUAAGACAAUCAACGAAAAAAUUCAAAAAAGUUUCAAAACAGCGCAACAUAAAUAAAACUCAAAGUGGGAAAUCUGUUGAGGAAUUGCUGAUUGGAGAGAUUUGUCGUGCGACAACAAACAUCGACGCCGCCAGCAGCAGUGGCGCAUUUAGAAGCAGCACACCAGAUUGUCGCCUGAUUCAUGGUAAUCUGCCUGAGCUUCUGCUGCAACCACGCCAAGUGGAGCUGCUAAGCUUGGAUCCCUAUAUCGCCGUAUAUCAUAACAUGUUGAGCGCUGGUGAAAUCAGCGACUUGCAACAGAUUAUCGCCGAUGCGAAUGACGGCGAUGAAGCAGCUGUAGCAAAGCUUCUAAAGCGCAAGAGCAUCACGGAGCGCCUACAAUUGGCUACAGGGCAUGCGGACAAAAACUGGGGCGCUUGGGAAGUGGGGCGUUGGACAUUCGAAGCUGACGUGCACAUAGAGGCGCUGCUGCCAGCGACAGCUAAAGUCAUCGCGAAUGUUUUCUUCAAUCUGCAAACAGCCAAGUUGGGGGGCGCUAUUGUCUUCCCACAGUUAGAAUUGGGCAUAACGCUGCCAACGAAUGCUUUGCUUUACUGGACGCAACUGAACGAGUACCAUGAAUACGAUUAUCGAAGCAAGCAGCAUGUCUGUCCGGUGAUUGUCGGCACACAACUCACGGCGUACACCAGCAUCCGAGCCUGAGAUAUACCUCCGUAUGUGCUUGUGUUCUUUGGUGCCCCACAGCAAAAUGUAUUAAUUUCGCAUUGAUCCUCUUCUACCUAAAUUUGCAUAUCAGAAUGUCAUCGAGAGAAAGAAAUGCAACGACGAGCCCGUAAGGAUACUCGAAUGAUUCGAAUUAGUUAUUCGGCUGAACACUAAUACAAGUAUAUAAAAUAACUGUAUCCCUAAUACAGUCAGACUUUGUGACCUCCAUGAUAACAGCCAUUUUGGUUAAUUCGAAUAAGUUCAAAAUUAUAUUAUGUGAGCUUUAUAAAUAGACAUACGUAGAUUAUAGAAUAGUUUGUUAUUAAAAUUUUCGAAAUUAUAUAAUUAGUUUUUUAAUAUUCCAAC
Messenger RNA from Bactrocera oleae (olive fruit fly), 2191 nucleotides. Its product is annotated as prolyl 4-hydroxylase subunit alpha-2. Gene Ontology annotation, molecular function: protein binding; procollagen-proline 4-dioxygenase activity. The record is from RefSeq and is a predicted model, not a curated record. Gene Ontology annotation, cellular component: endoplasmic reticulum. NCBI's taxonomy places the organism in Eukaryota, Metazoa, Arthropoda, Insecta, Diptera, Tephritidae.